CAGAGCGCGCCAUUUUCUCCGUCUGAACAUUUCGGCAGUGCAACAAGCAGAAAAUUUAGGAAGAUAGAUGAGAUGGGAUUGGGAGUAGAACACCAAAUCCAUAUGGAUUGCAGAAACUGGGAGGAAGAUUUUUACAGAGACGCCAUUUUGCAAGAGAGAGAGACUCUUUCUCGCACCGUUUUCCGGACCGCAUACGCUCCAAACCCUAAUCCCAAUCCCAAUUCUGACCAUCUCGUCGCCGCCUCUAGCGAUGGCUCAAUCGCCGCGUACUCCAUUUCCGCCUGCCUCGAGAUGGGCUGCGGAAGCUCCAGGAAUCAAAAUUGGUUAGCUGCGGAGCCAGAGUUUGUGAUUCGAGGGCACGAUGGACCAGCUUAUGAUGUUAAAUUUUACGAUGAUUCUUUGUUGCUGAGUUGUGGUGAUGAUGGUCGAAUUCGAGGCUGGAAAUGGAAAGAAAUUUUAGAAAGCGAGGAAUCUGAGCAAGGAGCCAAGAUGAAGCCAGUACUUGACUUGGUGAAUCCUCAACAUAAAGGUCCUUGGGGUGCUCGUUCUCCUAUUCCGGAAAAUAAUGCCAUUGCAGUGAACUCUCAGAGUGGAUCUAUAUAUGCAGCUGCUGGUGAUUCUUGUGCAUAUUGUUGGGAUAUGGAGAAGUCCCAGGUCAAGAUGGUUUUUAAAGGGCAUUUGAACUAUCUACAUUGCAUUGUUUCGUGCGAGUCGAGUAGUCAGAUUAUUACUGGUUCAGAAGAUGGCACAGCACGCAUAUGGGAUUGCAAAAGUGGGAAGUGUAUACAAGUAAUCAAUCCAGAAAAAGAAGGGACAGGGGCUUCUUUUCCAUGUGUCAGCUGUAUUGCUCUUGAUUCUAGUGAGAGUUGGAUGGUUUGUGGAAAGGGCCAGUCUUUAUCACUUUGGAAUCUUCCUGCCCGUGAAUGCGUUUCUGUUGCUAGAACUCAGGCUUCUGUCCAAGAUGCUCUAUUUGAUGAGAAUCAUAUUCUAGCUGUUGGUGCAGAACCAUUACUCACACGAAUAAACAUGAAUGGGGACAUUAUUUCCCAGAUCCAGUGUGCUCCAACAUCCGCAUUUUCCGUUUCUUUGCACCCUUCAGGGGUAGCAGCAGUAUCUGGCUAUGGAGCGCUUGUCGACAUGAUCUCACAAUUCGGGAGCCACUUGUGUACAUUUCGCUGUAGGGGCCUAUAAGUUGAGUAUCAUGGCCUUGUUUGUCAGCAUGAACUUUAAUUUGGUGUCUCCAACGGCGCCCUUCCCGUUUGCCCGUCGGGGACGGGCGACCUGACGGGCGCCAUAGUGGGCGGGAAGGGCGCCCACGCCCGUCCCGAGUGCCCCUGCGAUGGCCUCGCCCCUCCCGUCGACGGGCGAGUGGGACGGGCGCCACUGUGGCGAAGGUUGCCCGUCCCACUCGGACGCCCGACAUUUUAAGUUUUU
Messenger RNA from Salvia hispanica, 1434 nucleotides. The record is from RefSeq and is a predicted model, not a curated record. Lineage: Eukaryota; Viridiplantae; Streptophyta; Magnoliopsida; Lamiales; Lamiaceae.